AUGGAGCAAAAUAUUAUUAGCACCAUAAGGGAUGAGGGUAUUCGUCACCGAUCGAAAUACCUUACGAUAGUACAACUAACCGCUAUUGCGGAGACUAAAAUUAACGAAUUCAUCAUAAGUGGUGAGGCAAAAAACCGAGAUUUGAGCAGUCUUCUAGAUAAAUGCAUCGAUAUCCUGUCUAUCUAUAAGAAAAACUCGAAGGAUAUCAAAAAUAUUAUAUCUUGUCGAAAUAAGGGUGCAAUGAUUAAUUCAAAUUCCGAUAUGAUUAUUCAAUUAAAUUAUAUUUACUACAAGAUGAUUCACAUUAUUGUAACAACCAACAUCCCUCAUUUAAAUGAAUUCGCAAAGAUCAAACUACACAAGGGCUCGACUAAUGAUGGCAAUAGCAAUAACAAUACUAAUGAAUUUCAACUGAUGAACAUUUACAAUACUUUACUGGAAACUUUAUUAAAAGACGAAAACAUCGCAAAAAUAAAAAAUUUUAUCAAGUCUUCCAUAAGGCAAACAAAACUGAACCAUGAGCAAGAAGAAUGUGGUAUGAUGAGAACGGGUUCUUAUAUCACUCCCGACCAACUAAAUUCCCUAAUAAUUUCAUCAAGCAAUUCUACUUCAUCCCAAAUGGAGACACUACUGAUAGAUAUACGAUCAAGAUUGGAAUUCAACAAGUCUCAUAUUGGUACGAAAAAUAUUAUUUGCCUGGAGCCUAUUUCUUUUAAAAUGUCAUACUCUGAUCAUGAUUUAGAGAAAAAAUCGUUAAUUACUUCUCCUAAUGAUGAGAUUAAACUGUUUCAAAGUAGAAAUCUUUUCAAGUUUAUCAUUCUCUAUACUGACUCAAACGAAUACAAUAUCAAGCAACAAUCUGUCUUGUUGGAUAUUCUGGUGAACCAUUCCUUUGAGAAACCAAUAUCGGACGACUUUACCAAAAUUUUCAUUCUGGAAUCUGGUUUUUCAGGUUGGAGGAAGUCAAAUCAUGGGAGCCAAGUAUCAUCAUCUUUUCCAGCAAAUAACAACGUUAAAGAUGAUAGCGUUUAUGUUAAUGGUAAUACUUCUGGUCUGAGUCUACAGCAUCUACCUAAGAUGUCUCCCAGUAUAAGACAUUCAAUGGAUGACUCAAUGAAAGAAAUGCUGGUUGCGCCCACCCCAUUAAACCAUCUUCAACAACAGCAACAACAGCGGUCAGAAAGUGAUCAUGUACUAAAAAGAUCUUCAAGUUUUAAAAAACUGUUCUCAAACUACACGUCCCCUAACCCGAAGAAUCCAAAUUUAAAUUUAUAUUCCAUAUCUUCGUUAUCCAUAUCGAGUUCGCCAUCGCCUUUGCCCCUACAUUCGCCUGAUCCGAUUAAAUGUGAUUCACUGCCAAUUAAUUAUCCAGAAACGCCACACCUUUGGAAAAACAUUGAGACAGAUUUUAUGACAAAUCAAAGAGAACAGUUGAAUCACAAUUCUUUCGCUCACAUAACUCCUAUCAAUACAAGGGCCAUCACUUCUCCGUCAAGAAGUGCCACACCGAAGUUACAACGCUUCCCGCAAACAAUUAGUAUGAACCUGAAUAUGAACUCUAAUGGUCACAAUUCUGCCACUUCUACUAUCCUACCCUCGUGUCUAUCCUUUUCUAAUAACAGCUCUCUAGAUCAUACCGAUGUUACACCAACUUCUUCUCAUAAUUAUGACCUUGAUUUCGCGGUUGGCUUGGAGAAUCUAGGAAAUUCGUGUUACAUGAACUGUAUUAUUCAAUGCAUCUUAGGUACACACGAAUUAACACAAAUUUUUUUGGACGACUCAUAUGCCAAACACAUCAAUAUUAAUAGUAAGUUGGGAUCGAAGGGUAUAUUGGCGAAGUACUUUGCGAGGUUGGUUCACAUGAUGUAUAAGGAACAAGAUGAUGGUUCGAAGAAAAUUUCCAUAUCACCAAUAAAAUUUAAAUUGGCAUGUGGAUCCGUUAACUCAUUAUUUAAAACUGCAUCUCAACAGGACUGUCAAGAAUUUUGCCAAUUUCUCCUAGAUGGUCUUCAUGAAGAUUUGAACCAGUGCGGUUCGAACCCACCUUUGAAGGAACUUUCUCAAGAGGCUGAGGCGAGAAGGGAAAAACUGUCUCUGAGAAUUGCCUCUUCAAUAGAGUGGGAACGGUUCUUGACUACCGAUUUCAGUGUUAUUGUCGACUUAUUCCAGGGACAAUAUGCAUCACGACUAAAAUGUAAAGUUUGUAGUCAUACUUCGACAACAUAUCAACCUUUUACAGUGCUGUCAAUCCCUAUUCCCAAAAAAAAUUCCCAAAAUAAAAUCACCAUUGAAGAUUGUUUUAAAGAGUUCACUAAAUGUGAGAACUUGGAGGUGGACGAGCAAUGGUUGUGCCCGCAUUGUAAAAAAAGACAGCCUUCCACGAAGCAAUUGACGGUGACAAGACUACCGAGGAAUCUGAUAGUCCAUUUAAAGAGAUUUGAUAAUUUACUAAACAAAAAUAAUGACUUCGUUAGGUAUCCGUUUUUGUUGGACUUGACUCCAUUUUGGGCCAAUGAUUUUGACGGUGUUUUUCCUCCAGGUGUUAAUGAUGAUGAAUUGCCAAUAAGGGGGCAAAUACCGCCUUUUAAGUACGAGUUGUAUGGUGUAGCAUGCCACUUCGGUACUUUAUAUGGUGGCCAUUAUACAGCCUAUGUGAAAAAGGGAUUAAAGAAGGGAUGGCUAUAUUUUGAUGAUACCAAAUAUAAACCUGUCAAAAACAAAACCGAUGCUAUUAAUUCUAACGCAUACGUUUUAUUUUAUCACCGCGUCUACGGUGUUUGA
Molecule: messenger RNA, 2781 nt
Organism: Saccharomyces paradoxus
Lineage: Eukaryota; Fungi; Ascomycota; Saccharomycetes; Saccharomycetales; Saccharomycetaceae
Gene: DOA4
Product: ubiquitin-specific protease DOA4
Exons: 1
Coding region: 1-2781 (926 amino acids)
Biological process (GO): protein deubiquitination
Molecular function (GO): cysteine-type deubiquitinase activity
Source: RefSeq, a predicted model, not a curated record